Molecule: messenger RNA, 261 nt
Organism: Penicillium maclennaniae
Lineage: Eukaryota; Fungi; Ascomycota; Eurotiomycetes; Eurotiales; Aspergillaceae
Product: vanillyl-alcohol oxidase
Exons: 1
Coding region: 1-261 (86 amino acids)
Source: RefSeq, a predicted model, not a curated record
AUGAGUGCUAAAUCAUCUAUUCCCGCGACGCCUCUGCUAUCGGAAAAACAUAACGGAAUCCCCACACGACUCUUCGACAAGGCCCAGGAGGCCAAAAUUGCUAUUUCCGCAAUCGCCACAAAAGCCCAGAGUAAUCGAUGUGAGAUUGCACUUCCUCAGGGUGUCGAAGAAAGUACAUUCAAUCGGGCGAUUGACGAGCUUCGUGGACAUGUGGGUAAAGAACAUGUAGAACUUGUCACGAAACUGAAUGAUGGAUGGUAA